Funneliformis geosporum is the source of this 822-nucleotide messenger RNA. The record is from the annotation of a GenBank genome assembly. Lineage: Eukaryota; Fungi; Glomeromycota; Glomeromycetes; Glomerales; Glomeraceae.
AUGAUAAAAUUUUUUAAAAAUAAAAAGCAAUUGGAAUCAACAUCCAUCCCAGAAGACACUACUUCAACUCCAAUAUCGAUUCCUCCCAAUGAUAAAUUACCAAAAGAAGAAUUUGUAAAACUUCCGCUUGAUGAAUUGACUGUGUAUAAAGAAGCGUUAAAUUAUGUUGUAGCUCGUACAUCACCGAAUUCAGUUAAUGAUAUCGAAAUACUUUAUCCUAUUAAUGUACCAAAAGAAUUUGUCAAUCACCCAGAAUCGGAAAAGAUAGAAAUUAUUAAAGACCAUCAAAUCACAAAUAUAAACGAAUUAAGUGGGGAGGAAGAAGCAAUUUUACAUGCAAUAUAUUCAAAACAAGUCAUAAGACAAGAAGAUUCUCCAUUGUAUCAUUGUUUACUUAGACAAGUAUAUAAUGAUUUUAUAAUAGGAGAAGCGAAACGUAUUUCUUUGGUAGGGGAACCAUUGAUCAUUAUUCACACCCUUCAAAUGGAAACUGAAUUACGUAGAACGGGCACAUUUAGUAAUACUUGGCAUUUUGGUUUUGAAGGGAGAGAUUAUAGAUGGAAACCAACCUUAUUUGGUUCAAAGGAUUCUGAUUUAAUUUGUGAAUUAAUCGAAUAUGAUUUAUCUUUAGUUGGUAGUGGAAUUGGGAAAAAGAAGAAAAAAGAGGUUAUUGCUAGUUUGAAGAGAAAACAUGAGGAUUGGAAUAUGAUAGGUGAUUUAUGUAUUUUGAAAAAUGCUUGGCGGGAUGUUCGAGAUCACCGUUCUCUGGAAAUCGUUUUGGUUCUUUGUUGUUUAAUCAUGUUAGAUAUCAUUGAAUCCUAA